This is a messenger RNA of Nerophis lumbriciformis (worm pipefish), 727 nucleotides long. RefSeq names its product monocyte chemotactic protein 1B-like. Gene Ontology annotation, cellular component: extracellular region. Gene Ontology annotation, biological process: immune response. NCBI's taxonomy places the organism in Eukaryota, Metazoa, Chordata, Actinopteri, Syngnathiformes, Syngnathidae. Gene Ontology annotation, molecular function: chemokine activity. The record is from RefSeq and is a predicted model, not a curated record.
CUCAGAGUGGGCUUUAAAGACACAAACAUCCACUUCACACCUGAUGAUCUCCCACACCUGCCAUGGCAGCGCUCAGCUUGUUCUCCCUUUUCUUGCUGGCCGUCAUGGUCUCAGCUGGAGGUAGACCAGCGGAUUGUUGCCGCAGGAUCAGGGACACACAAGUCCACCAGGACCUGCUGACCAAGUACUACGUGCAGAGGCCGCCAUCUUGUUCUCUGCAUGCUGUGGUGUUCACCACACGGCGAGGCAAGAGAAUCUGUGCUGACCCUGACAAGUUGUGGACAAAGACCAGCAUGGCACACCUGGAUGGACACAAGUGUCAUGGCCAACAUUUCACCAUGCGAAAGGAGGACCCGGUUUUUCAUCGACUGUAGUCAUUUGCUAUGGACAACUUUGUACUGCGUGUGUUUGAAUUGGGGCUGUCAAAUUUAACGAGAUGACUCAUGCGAUUAAUCAAAAAUAAAUGCCUCGUUAAUCACGUAUCUACUCAGAUUAAUCGUGCUUAUUAUUGGGAGCGCACAUUCUCCUUUACAUUAAUCAUGUGUGGUUCCCUGGAAUGUGAGGAAUGAGAAAUACUGUGGUCCUUUUCCCGCUGAUGUAUACAAUGCAAGUGAGUGAUAACCUGUGAUUAAUCAUGAUUAAUCCAAAUUCAGAAGUGUGAUUUUGUCUGAUUAAAGAGUGAGAAGAAAUACUGGGGUCUUUUUCCCGCUGAUUUAUACAAUGCAAG